AAUAAACCGUACUUCUGGAUAGGCCGCGAUGACUUCUGAAUGUGGAUCGACUGUUCAUGAGAUCUAUCUUCAAGCUGCAGCUCGUAUAUAAGCGCCUGUUGGUAUCGAACACGAACAGAAUCCCAGAAACACGAUGCGUCUUCCAGUUUUCGCUCUCUCCUUAUAUACUGCCUUUCUGGGGCAGACCCAGGGCGACGUCGAGAGACAAGGCGCGGUUGAUAUUUCGGGUGGCAGCGUCAGCGGUACCACGCCAACCAGAAACAAUGGCACCAUCAUUCAGCCUGGGGUCAACAGCAUGAUUUGGCUGGAUAUGCCGUUUCCGUUCGAGUACAAGCCGUCCAACUGGUGUCACACGGGGUAUACCCACAUCUCUGUCUGGCUGAUGGAUCACAUACCCGGCGCUGAGGAUCUGGACGGAUCAGGAAAGCCACUGUAUGCCCAGCACCAUUUCGGAGACUGGACGAUGUCCAACUACGCUCAUCUGCCUGACGCACCGGACAAAGCCCCGAAUGUGCUGUAUCUUCGUCGAGAUGGCCCUGGUGUACCUGAAGGUGGGUACAUGUACUUCUCCGUAGUGGAGCACGCAACUGGCUGUCCACCGCGUAACUCACCAACACAAUAUGGCAUUACGUCGAACCAAGUCUACGUGCACUGAUAUAGACUGGACCACCUGUCUUGAAAAGUGCACUAAACCGUUGGCGCUCAUAACAGUGGCUAUGCUUGAUCCUAGGAUAUUCGUUCCUUCAUUACACAUUGUAAGACCGAGAUAUAUUUUACAGCAAUAGUAUGGAUGGCGAAAGGAGGACAUGUGAGACCCAAGGCGCUGAGUCGAUGGCGGGCGUGACUGAACAUGCACCGAUCUCCUGCAGCCAAUCGUCACUCCCAGGGUGAUAGUGAUAGUGAUAGUAUUAUACACGGCAUGGUCCAAUCACUGAACACCGUGUUCCCAAGAUUAUCCUAGCGCUAGGUACGAGCUAAAUACGCGCCUUCGUCUUGGACCCCCAGCUGCUUAUCCGACGAGCUUUUCAGCACAUAACUCCGAACGUCUAUCAAGGAGUAAGCAAGAAGGGGGCAGUUGGUGUGCGCUGCCUCGUUGUCACGAAGUAGCAGCACGUUGUAUGACUAUCUGUCGUCACAGAGUAGAAAUACAGUGUGCUCGUAGGUAUAACAAGAACCACUUGAUACCCGCUCCCCAGGGAGAGUGACCGCUGGUUGGCCUGGGGGUGUUGAGAGGCAGUGUGGAUCAUGAUCGAUGAUGGAGGUGACUCGGUGAGUGAGGUGGUCACGCUCACAGGUGAGGGUGGAGGACGAGGUCCGCUUGCCGUUUGAUAUGGGGAAUGCCAUCGGUGAGGUCGGCGUGAUAACAGUCUGAGGGGAUAGACCGUUCCACUCCUUGCUCGAGAGCGGCUUCCGGCACAGUCUUGAGACUGGCAAGGGUAGCAAGGAUGGAUGCGUGGCCAGUCUCGAUGCUGGUGACACGAGAGUUCCAGCCCUGGAUCGAGUCCACGAUGUCGUAAUUGGCCAAUGAGCUCAUCACAGACAGUUACAGCCUGGAGGGUUCAGGAGACCUCAAGGGCUGAGCGAGUAUCGCACAUAGAGGUGCGGAGGACGCCGAUGUUCUCACGUAGCGUGUCAAGGUCUGAGGUAAAUGUGAAGAUAGCGUCCUCGACACGCGUAGCCAUAGAGGCGAUGGAUGCCUGCCGCAGUGGACUCGAGUUUCAAAUUCAUUGUUUUGAGUGGAGAUGCAGGAGGGGCCGGAGGGGACGUGGAGGUGACAGGUGUAAUCCCAGACGUCGCGUCGGAGGCCGAGUUUUGGCGCAUGAGUGCAGCCUUCUAAGUAGCGUCGUCGUCGGGCCAGGUGCAACAGUGACGGGAGUCACAGCCGCGGUGGUGGAGGCGGUCGUGUUGGCCCAGGGCCAGCUGAUGCCGUGGUCGCGGUAGUGGUCCUCGCGUCCUCGCCCACUGCAGGUUUCGGGGCUUCAUGUGCGGGCACGAGGUGCAGGGCGUCGCAGGAUUUUGGGCUUUGGGGGCAACCACGAGGCGCUGGACACCGGACACGUGUAGUGUGAUACGUCGGUCUCAGCUCGACACAGCAGAGAGGAAGGAGGCUCAGGUGCGAGUGGGGAAAGAGUUGUCGAAAAUUUCACGUUUAUCCGACGUUCCGCCGCGCGGAAAACCGCAUUUUUUUCACUCAAUUGUUUGUCAGGUAUGAGUGUGUAUGAUUCUCCUCUCGUGUACGGGCCGAUUCUGUAGAGAAAAGGGCGUAGGACGUUUUUUCGAGGGGUUGGUGAAUCAGGGAUGGUGAUGGUUCGUGGUAGGAGAAGUAAAUGGGUAGUCCUGAUCUCUUUUCCA
Mycena citricolor is the source of this 2352-nucleotide messenger RNA. The record is from the annotation of a GenBank genome assembly. Lineage: Eukaryota; Fungi; Basidiomycota; Agaricomycetes; Agaricales; Mycenaceae.